AUGUAUGGAGCAAAUUGCUCAAUGCAAUGUAGCCGAGGUUGUGAGGGAAAUAAAUGCAGUCAAACCGAUGGAUCAUGCACCUGUAGGGAAUAUUAUAGUGGUGACAAAUGUGAAAACUGUAUCACAGAUCGGUAUGGGGAAGACUGUUCCAAACCGUGUAGUCUGGGUUGUUUAGAGAACACAUGCUCUUCUACCAACGGAAAAUGUGAUUGUAAAGACUUUUACACAGGGGACGAAUGUGACGUUUGUGAAGAUGGGCGUUACGGGGACAGUUGUUUGAAUGCAUCAGCAAGGAAUGAACAGACAGAGACAGAUAAACCAAACGUUGGUGCGGCUGUCGGUGGGGUAAUUGGUGCUGUUCUUGUAGUUGCAGCGGUUGUCGUUGCUGUGAUCAUUCUUAAACGAAGAAAUGAGUUAUGCUACAAAAAGCCACGAGGUGAAGAACAACACAGCGAAGAAAUACAUUCACCUCAGCCAGUUGUCUACGCUACAGUGGAGAAAAAUAGACACUCAUCUGUUUCCGCUCAGCAAAUGGAGCCCAGUCGUGUCAAUCAGGCACAUCACCCUCACACUUCAUUAGCCGAGCACCUUGCUGAAAAUGGAAACAAACUAUACGAAGACAUAUCAAAUGGAACUGAUCAUUCAGGCAUCAUUCAAGAGAACGCCGAACAAGAAGGGGGGCACAGAGUAAACAUACAAACACAACACGUUGAACUGGUGAUGACCGACGAAACUACUAAAGAUGAUGGGCUUGAAAUUGAUGAAGAUGACCAAAUUGCUCGAGCAGCAGCAAUCGAAUUUGAAGAGAAGGGCGGUAUAUAUUACAACAACGCUGAUAAAAUCAAUAAACAAAAAGUCGCUGUUAACAGCUUAAUGAAAUACGUCAUAGAGAAGACUGACAUAGUGGUUGAAGAAGAAUUCGAGAAAUUUCCUUACGGCCUGACGAAAUCAUACGACGACUCCCAAAAGCAAGGACAUAUUCAACGGAACAGAUAUAAAGGAAUAUAUCCAUACGACGAUACCAGGGUCAAGCUCCUCGACUGUGAGACGGAUUACAUAAAUGCUAGUUUCAUAGACGGUUAUAUAAAACGACAUGUGUACAUUGCAGCACUAGGUCCCAUGUCAAAGCAACUCGGGGAUUUUAGUCCAUUUUGGCAGAUGAUUUGGCAAGAGAAAGGGGAGAAAAUUGUCAUGUUGACCAACCUUGUUGAAAAAGGAAAAGACAAGUGCGAGCAAUAUUGGCCAGACCUUGGGACAAGUAAAGUCUACGGCAAGGUCCAUGUUUCAUCCCAGAGCGAAGAUGAAUAUGCCGAGUUUACGAGGAGAGAAUACACAAUUUCAAAGGGAAGUGAAACCAGACAGCUUCAUCAUUUUCACUUUACCCGCUGGCCAGACAAUGGUGUGCCGGAUGAUGUCAUAGGAAUCAUUGAGUUCAGACAAAGAGUUCUGAACAUACCUGGCCAAUUUGAUGGUCCUGUUCUUGUUCACUGCAGUGCUGGUGUUGGUAGAACAGGAACAUACAUUGCUCUAGAUAUUUUGACAAAGGAGGGAGAGGGUGAGGGGUCAAUACACAUCCCUGGGUGUGUGAUUAACAUGAGACACGAUAGGGCCAACAUGAUACAGACCACGAGCCAGUACGAGUUCUUACAUAGAGCACUUGUCUGCUCGCUGAGUGAUAUCAGCAAACCAAUCAGAGGCACACAUUUUCGCCAGUACAUUAAUCAGAUGGGGAGAGAAGGAUUCAAUCGACAGUUUCAGGAGAUCGCAACAGACCUUACAGGUUCCUUAAUAGCCCACCUGGAGCUUCUGAAUGUAUAA
This is a messenger RNA of Mya arenaria, 1818 nucleotides long. Its product is annotated as tyrosine-protein phosphatase non-receptor type 20-like. The transcript is spliced from 15 exons. The record is from RefSeq and is a predicted model, not a curated record. Gene Ontology annotation, biological process: protein dephosphorylation. The coding region runs from base 1 to 1818 and encodes 605 amino acids. Lineage: Eukaryota; Metazoa; Mollusca; Bivalvia; Myida; Myidae. Gene Ontology annotation, molecular function: protein tyrosine phosphatase activity.